GUCAACAUUUGGAGCCGCGUUGAAUAUUAGGGAUAACUCUUUGAAAGGAAGCUGCCUUGUUAGAUGUAGGUGGUUCUGAAAUAGGUGAAAUGAAUCAGUUUGUUUUCUUUCAAAUAGCUUAAGUGUGAUCUUGAUAGCCGAGUUGGCGUUUUCCUUGGACUGUCUAAAUCACCAUGAGUAAAUCGCGUUACGUUUUGGGAUUUGAUACAUCCACAUAGACUGGUAUAACUGAAGCUAAACUUUUUAUAGUUCGAUACAAUGUAUAGAUUGAUCAUUAGUGUGAAUGGGCCAACUAUUCUGAUCCGAAAUUAAUGUCUGGGGAGACAGCCAACGAUAAGAUGUUUCGCCAAAGCAAGAAGGAAAAUAUUAUUAUUAGGAAAAGUUCCGAAUUUUAUGACUGACGUGACGCUUUGUCUUGAGAUGCAUUUUGUAUGCUAAAAUCUGUCAUUUUAAGCAAGCGUCUUCUGUGAAAUUAUCAUAAUUAAUUUGGCUAUAGUUAUUUACUGUGAUAGAGGACAUGAUGAGCCAUGCGUUUGUGCACUGUAUGCAAAUUCAUUUAGUCUUUUAAUAAGUUAGCUACAUCUUAUAGUAUGAGUUUGACCACUUACCAAUUAACAUUUGGACGGAGUUAGUGAGAAGGAACGUUUGGGUUAUGGCACAAAGGCGCACAGCUCCAUACUGAAGUGUUUAAGUUAGUCUGAAGGACUAAAAAGACCUAAAAAUACCGCGCUGGUUUCUUCUCCACAAAGAAUCAUUUGAACUUCCCACCGCAGAACGAGAGCGACAUAAAUAGUUCUGACAUGUGGAUGUAAUUUCAGAAGAAGAAAAAAAACAGACAGACGCAGAGAAAUAAAGUGAGCGGGCUCAGUUUGAACGUGUUGCGGAUUUAAAAAAGAGGGAGGGAGAGCGAAGAGAUUAUAGUUAUGAUUUUACAAGCCACUAUCAAGCUCAUAAUGAGAGGACAGAUGGAGUGAAACAUGACUAGCGCUUUUGGAGACAGUUAAAAGUAGAUGAAGUCAUUUUAACUGAAGCAUCAACCUCUGUAAAAAUUGCUUUCUGAAACGGGAUGGGAGCCACUCUAGUGUUCCACAGUUUGGGCUUUCUUCUCUUCAGCUUGGUCCUAAGUCGUGUCUGUCUGGUAGAGGCAGAUGAUGUGCUCACCAAAGAGGAACAGAUCGGCCUGUUGUUCAAAGCCAAACGGAAGUGUGAGGUAGCCAUCAGGAACAAACACAAGCCUGGUGAUGGUUACUGCUCGCCGGAGUGGGAUGGCAUUGUUUGUUGGCCUGAGGGGUCUCCUGGAAAGCUGGUGUCCACUGCCUGUCCAGAGUACAUUUACGACUUCAACCAUAAAGGACUAGCCUAUCGUCGCUGUGACAACAAUGGGACGUGGGAGCUGACCACUUCCAACAACAAGACAUGGGCAAACUACAGCGAAUGUGCAAAAUUCCUCUCGCACUAUAACCAAAAUAAUGAGAAGGAAGUAUUUGACCGUUUGUACCUCAUCUACACAGUGGGCUACUCCAUCUCUCUGGGAUCCCUUAUGGUGGCUGUGAUCAUCCUGGGUUAUUUCCGGCGGUUGCAUUGUACCAGGAACUACAUCCACAUGCACCUGUUUGUGUCUUUCAUGCUGCGAGGCAUCAGCAUCUUCAUAAAGGACGUGGUGCUGUACUCUGGUUCUGCCCUAGAGGACAUGGAAAGAGUCAGUGUGGAAGAUCUCAAGUCCAUCACUGAGGCUCCUCCAGCUAACAAAACCCAGUUUAUUGGCUGUAAAUUAGCAGUGACCCUGUUCCUGUAUUUCCUGGCUACCAACUACUACUGGAUCCUAGUAGAGGGCUUGUACCUCCACAGCCUCAUCUUCAUGACCUUCUUCUCAGACAGGAAGUACCUCUGGGGAUUCACUUUGAUUGGAUGGGGGGUCCCAGCUAUGUUUGUGACAGUGUGGGCAAGUGUGAGAGCCACCUUGGCAGACACCGAGUGCUGGGACCUAAGUGCAGGCAAUCUGAAGUGGAUUGUACAAGUGCCCAUUCUAACAGCAAUAGUGGUGAAUUUUAUGCUGUUCCUGAAUAUAAUCCGAGUUCUGGCCACUAAACUUCGAGAGACAAAUGCUGGCAGAUGUGACACUAGACAGCAGUACAGGAAACUGUUAAAGUCUACUUUGGUCCUGAUGCCACUGUUUGGCGUUCACUACAUCGUGUUCAUGGCCAUGCCUUAUACUGAGGUAACUGGAGUCCCCUGGCAGAUACAGAUGCACUACGAGAUGCUCUUCAAUUCAUUCCAGGGAUUCUUUGUGGCAAUUAUAUAUUGUUUCUGCAACGGGGAGGUCCAGGCAGAAAUUAAGAAAACCUGGAGCAGGAGGACACUAGCGCUGGACUUUAAACGGAAAGCCCGUAGUGGCAGUAACACGUAUAGUUAUGGACCUAUGGUGUCUCACACCAGUGUAACCAACGUCACUGCCCGGGGGCCCCUGGCCCUCCAUCUCACCACGCGCCUUGGGGCCCCAGUCACCGUAAACGGGCACCGGAACCUCCCGGGGUAUGUGAAGAACGGUUCCGUCUCCGAGCACUCUAUCCCUUCCUCGGGACAGGAGUUACACAUUCCAGAGGAGGAGCAGCUAUCCAAUAACACGCCACCGCAUUCUGUUGAGGAGGAGAAACCCUCGCCUGUGGUGGAGGAGGAGCGGGAGACCGUUAUGUGACGUUCAUGUGACCUCUAGUGAAAGACAGUCAUGUCAAUAGCCUCUCCGUUGUGAGGACGAUCACUGUAGAUGAAUGAGUCAUGGAACGUAGCACCAGUCAUUAUUCUCAGGAUGUUACACAGUAGGAGGAUGGCUGCCUUUCGUCGACACUGCCAGUUUUUCUCCUGUGAAUCGAGCCAGAAUUUUAGUGGGUGGAUAAGGAGGACAAAGGCUCAAGGCUAAAAGGGUACCUCAGUGUUUGAGGUGAGCCACCAACACAGACAAUCACCUUCUGUACUGUAGCAAACACCGCCGCUCUUUCUGAGACUAUUUCCACCUGCCAUACGGACAAUAAUUCAUAUUUGUUUUGUUUUAUUUCACUGACUUCAAUGAGUUGCAGCAGGUACUUUAUAUUUGAUGAAAACCAACUUGCAGAUUUUUCGCUUUUUCACAUUCUAAAGCUAUUCUAAAACUUGUGGAUCGUGAAUGGUCUGUGGCUGGACAGUAGGCUAAUGUGUCUGUCUGAAACCUACAGCGAUGAUGGUCCACAGGUCCUGUGGUUGAAGGUGUCUAACAGCAUAUGUAGGUCCUCAUUCUGGCAGGAGCAUGAUAGCUGAUGUUUAGCGGAUGGAUAAGUUAGCAUACAGCUCACUAGCUUACAUCUGUUACAUUAGGAACUCCUAGUGAUACGAGGAAAUGCCUGGCUGCAGUUGCCUCUGCCCGCAUGGUUGGGGAGAUCUCACUACAUUUCGAUUGGUUUGAAAUAUGGAUGUCAAUUCAGAAAACCUAACCCACUUUGAUGUAAAAGGGAAUCAAACUCAGGUACUCCAAACCCACCAUUCUAGUGCAUCACUUUGAGCUAGUGUGUACUGUAGUUUCAGAGGUGUGCUGGCUUCUAGUGUUGAUUUAUAUGGAGGAAGGCCAAUGGAAGACUUUUCUCCAUGAUUAUCAACUUUUUGUACAGUUUUUUUUAUUUUUGCUAUUUAAAAGAUACUAUCCUGAUAUUCAAUAGUGUAAUGACUAUGGAAGGUUAUGUUGUUUCCAUGAUGUGCUGAUGAUUAUAUUCUUCAAUGAUAAUAUUCUGUUUCACAAUAUAUAAUGCCACAAAAGUAACCGAAACAUAUCAAUGGAGUGGGAGAGAGGAUUUUAAAAAAAAUAAGCUUUUAUAUACUGUGCACUACCUUCCGAAAGUAUUCAUAUCCCUUGACUGAUUCCACAUUUUGUUGUGUUACAGCCAAAAUGUAAAAUGGAUUAGAUAAAUACAAAAUCUUACCCAUCUACACAAUGUACCCCUUAUUGACAAAUUGAAAACAAGUUUUUAGACAUUUUUGCUGAUUUAUUGAAAAUGAAAUACGUAAUUUACAGCGAUUACAGCUGUGAGUCUUUCCGGAGCUUUCUCUUAAGGGCUUUGCAGACCUGGAUUGUACAAUAUUUGCCAAUUAUUCUUUUAAAAAUGAUUCAAGCUCUGUCAAAUGUAUUGUUGAUCGUUGCAACACAACCAUUUUCAUGUCUUGCCAUGGAUUUUCAAGCAGAUUUAAGUCAAAACUGUAACUCGGCCACCCAGGAACAUUCAUUGUCUUGGUAAGCAAUUCCAGUUCAGAUUUGACCUUGUGUUUUGGGUUAUUGUCCUGCUGAAAGGUGAAUUAAUCUCUGUGUCUGGUGGAAAGCAGACUGAACCAGGUUUACCUCUCAGACUUUGCCUGUGCUUAGCUCUAUUCCAUUUCUUUUAUAUCCUGAAAAACUCCCCAGUCCUUAAUGAUUACAAGCAUACCCAUAACAUGAUGCAGCCACCAGUAUGCUUGAAAAUAUGGAGAGCGGUACUCAUUGAUGUGUUGUGUUGGAUUUGCCCCAAACAUAACACUUUGUAUUUAGGACAGAAAGUGAAUUUAUUUUUUUGCAGUAUUACUUGAGUGCCUUGUUGCAAACAGGAAAGCAUGUUUUGGAAUAUUGUUUAUUCUGUAAAGGAUUCCUUCUUUUCACUCUGUCAAUUAGGUUAGUAUUUUGGAGUAACUACAAUGUUGUUGAUCCAUCCUCAGUUUUCUCCUAUCACAGCCAUUAAUCUCUAACUGUUUUAAAGUCACCAUUGGCCUCAAGGUGAAAUCCCUGAGCAUUUUUCUUCUUAUCCGGCAACUGAGUUAGGAAGGGCGCCUGUAUCUUUGUAGUGACUGGGUGCAUGGAUACACCAUAUAAAGUGUAAUUAAUAGCUUCACCAUGCUCAUAGGGAUAUUCAAUGUGUGCUUCUUUUUUUUUACCCAUCUACCAGUAAUUUGUAAACAAUUCUAAAUACAUAAAUCCACUUUGAUGUUAUGGGGUAUUGUGUGUACGCCAGUGACAAAAUAAAACAUCUACAUUUAAUCCGUUUUAAAUUCAGGUUGUAACACAACAAAGUGUGGAAAAGGUCAAAGGGUAUGAAUACUUUCUGAAGGCACUGUAAUUGCAGCAAACUACUUUUUUAUUAAAGUUUUCAAAGGGAGGCACCCUCUCGAAAACUCAGGGUUGCAGGAAACAGUUGCAUUUUCGAAAAUAAAAUGUUAUUUAAAUGAGGAAUUGCAAGGAAUUCUCCAAUUUCACAGGAAAGUUCCAAAGGAGACUCGUGAAGAGACGGUAUGAAGGAACACCAGAACUAAAUAGCACACAACUGUUAUGUUUUUAUAUGGUCACGUGUUAUGCUGCUCUAUUUGUAUAUACAGUAUGUAUGCAUUUGCAUAAAAAGUCACAAUGUUUACAAUGAUAAUAAAAAUCCAUUCUAGUUGUGAGCUAAAAUAGCAUCAAGGGUCACGGAAAUGUAUUCUCAAUAUAAUUUGAUGUUUGUACAGACUGUUCAAAAAUGUAAGGGACGUUUUGAUGUUUGAAAUAUGUUAUAUUGUAUAUAGUCGUAUAUGUAUAGAAACUGGAGGAUAUACUGUAGGUGAGGGACAAUACUGUAUGUAUCAGGACUGUUAAAAUAAGAUUUCAGUCGAAUGCUUAACAAAGGUAUUUACAGAACAUUAGACAUAAUUAUUUGACUCAAGAACUAAAUUGCACUUUGACCCUACAGUUUCCUCUCCCACCAGUGUAUAUCCACAUUUCUACACUCAAGAAACCUUUGUGAAAAUAUGUCUAGCUACACUUUAUAAAUAUAGAUAUAUAUACUGUAUAUUUAUUAUUUGUAUUAUUACUUUUUUCUCUCUUUGCAUUGUUAUGAAGGGCCCGUAAGUAAGCAUUUCACUGUUAGUCUAAACGUGUUGUUUACAAAGCAUGUGGCAAAUUAAAUUGGAUUUUGAUUUAAAAUACCCCAGCUUUACAAGUUCAGUUCCAUCACACAGCAGUUUGUUUUCCAGCCAAUGUUCUCAGAGGGAAUUGAAGGGUUAAAAGAAUUUGUUUGUUUGUUAGCUAGUUUGUCACAGAACCAGUAUUUGUGUCUUUACACUCUGUAAAAGUAGCCUUGUCCUAUACUGUAGCUAUACUGUGCUGUAGCCAAUGCUUCCGUCAUUGUCAUGCCUUAUGUUUGGCAUGAAAAUAAACAAACACACACAGAGGAGUUUACUAAAGCACAAACAGACUGGAGCACCAGGCUAUGUGUAAAGGUGUCACAGUUCCAAUACUUUGUGUCAACCUUAUCUGUCGCCAAUAGUUAAUGUACAGUAUGUUUCAUUCCUAUCCAUCCCAAUAUUUCAACGUUGUUUCAAGGGUUGACUUAACAUAGUAAACGUACACUUGUGUUCCUCCAUUUUAGUAUGAUAUGUAUUUAUUAGGAGAACCCUUUUGGAAAACCUUUUUUUGGUUCCAGGUAGAACCCUUUUCACAGAGGGUUCUACCACAUGGAACUCAAAAGAGUUCUACCUGGAACCAAAAAGGGUUCUCCUAUGGGGACAGCCGAAGAACCCUUUUUUUUUGUUGUAGUUGCAAAGUUACUAAUUAGCUCAAAUGUGAAAGUUGUCUGUGAUGUGAUUGAAACACGCAACCUUUGGGUCACAAGAUGUUUGCAUUAUACUCCCACAUCUUUCAUUUUUAGAGUAACACAUUUCCGUUUACUAUGUUACUUCUAGUCUGAGCGGCCAGGCUAUAUGCGGCCAGGCAUAUACGGUUCAAACCUUCCCUCCAAAUGUACAUUUCAUUCCUAAUCUUUGUGGUUUCCUAUUUAUUGUCAUGGUCUUAUAUGGUUAGGGCACAUUACCUUUUACACCAGAUAAAUAUAGAGCUAAAAAUAGGAACAGAGUUCAUUUUCUGCCUUACAAAGUUAUGUUGCGUGAUAUACAGUUGAAGUCGGAAGUUUACAUAAACAUCAGCCGAAUACAUUUAUACUCAGUUUUUCAAAAUUCCUGACAUUUAAUCCUAGUAAAAAUUCCCUCUUUUAGGUCAGUUAGGAUCACCACUUUAUUUUAAUGUGAAAUGUCUGAAUAAUAGUAGAGAUAAUGAUUUAUUUAUUUCAGGUUUUAUUUCUUUCAUCACAUUCCCAGUGAGUCAGAAGUUUACAUACACUCAAUUAGUAUUUGGUAACAUUGCCUUUAAAUUGUUUCACUUGGGUCAAACGUUUCGCCUGACAACGCUGGUGUAACUGAGUCAGGUUUGUAGGCCUCCUUGCUUGUACAUGCUUUUUCAGUUCUGCCCACAAAUGUUCUAUAAGAUUGAGGUCAUGGCUUUGUAAUGGCCACUCCAAUACCUUGACUUUGUUGUCCUUAAGCCAUUUUGCCACAACUUCAGAAGUAUGCUUGGGGUCAUUGUCCAUUUGGAAGACCCAUUUGCGACCAAGCUUUAACUUCCUGACUGAUGUCUUGAGAUGUUGCUUCAAUAUAUCCACCAAAUUUUCCAUCCUCAUGAUGCUAUCUAUUUUGUGAAGUGCACCAGUCCCUCCUGCAGCAAAGCACCCCCACAACAUAAUGCUGCCACCCCCGUGCUUCACGGUUGGGGUGGUGUUCUUUGGCAAGCCUCCCCCUUUUUCUUCCAAACAUAACGAUGGUCAUUAUGGCCAAACAGUUCUAUUUUUGUUUCAUCAGACCAGAGGACAUUUCUCCAAAAAGUAUGAUCUUUGUCCCCAUGUGCAGUUUUUUUAUCUCGGUUUUGGAGCAGUGGCUUCUUUCAUGAUGAGCAGCCUUUCAGGUUAUGUCAAUAUAGGACUCAUUUUACUGUGGAUAUAGAUACUUUUGUUUCCUCCAGCAUCUUCACAAGGUUGAUUUGCACUUUUCGCACCAAAGUACAUUCAUCUCUAGGAGACAGAACACAUCUGCUGGAUGGUCCCAUGGUGUUUAUACUUGCAUACUAUUGUUUGUACAGAUGAACGUGGUACCUUCGGGCAUUUGAAAUUUGCUCCCAAGGAUGAACCAGACUUGUGGAGGUCUACAAUUUUUUUCUGAGGUCUUGGCUGAUUUUCUUUUGAUUUUCCCAUGAUGUCAAGCAAAGAGGCACUGGGUUUGAAGGUCCACAGGUACAUCUCUAAUUGACUCAAUGAUGUCAAUUAGCCUAUCAGAAGCAUCUAAAGCCAUGACAUAAUUUUCUGGAAUUUUCCAAGCUGUUUAAAGGCACAGUCAACUUAGUGUAUGUACACUUCUGACCCACUGGAAUUGUGAUACAGUGAAAUAAUCUGUCUGUAAACAAUUGUUGUAAAAUUACUUGUGUCAAGCACGAAUUAGAUGUCCAAACUGACUUGCCAAAACUAUAGUUUGUGAACAAGAAAUGUGUGGAGUGGUUGAAAAAUGAGUUUCAAUGACUCCAACGUAAGUGUAUGUAAACUUCCGACUUCAACUGUACAUGUAAGCGUGAUAUAAGGAUACUAUUAGAGAACGUGUUACCAAAAGAUGCCAUCUACGCCAACAAGGAAAUGAAAAAUAAAGUUGAAUAUCCACAUUUUCUUAUACAGUGGUUAUCUUACACCCACCUACAGCCAACGAACAUGCCACUAGUAAAUACGCUUGGUAGUAUUGUGUAUAGUAGAUACGCUAGUCUGGCCUUUAACUGUCCUUGUUUGAUUAGGAGGGGGCGACACUAGAACCAGUGUUGAUGGGAAAAUAUCAUUUCAAACAAACAUUUGUAGAUUUAUGCGCACUUUAAUACCCUAUUCCAUUUCAUAUUGAUUGUAUCAUGUAAAUUGAUUGUGUUUUUGAAUUCGAUAUGUAAAAAGGCCAUUACUUUUUCAUUUUUUUUUUACCUCUUGGAAGUAUAUAAAAUCACCUAUGAUAUUUUCGUUGUUUUUUUAUUUAUCUCAUAUUGCAAAUGUAUCUGUCCUCAGAGAGAUAGGAGUUGGUAUUUUGUUUUAAUAGUCUACUGUAUAUGCCAUGUGUGGAGAGGGUGUGACUGUUUUGUUUGAAAUAGGACACCGUACCUGGUUGAUUUCGUGUUGGUUGUGUGAAGUCAAUGUUGUAAAUGUAAACGUGGGUUUAAGAGGAAAAUGUUUUUCAGUCUUGAUGUUAAUCAUUGUAUUGUGAAUAAGACAAUUAAAAUGUACAAUUCUA
Molecule: messenger RNA, 9102 nt
Organism: Oncorhynchus keta (chum salmon)
Lineage: Eukaryota; Metazoa; Chordata; Actinopteri; Salmoniformes; Salmonidae
Gene: pth1r
Product: parathyroid hormone 1 receptor
Exons: 13
Coding region: 1067-2695 (542 amino acids)
Biological process (GO): cell surface receptor signaling pathway; adenylate cyclase-activating G protein-coupled receptor signaling pathway; intracellular calcium ion homeostasis
Cellular component (GO): plasma membrane
Molecular function (GO): parathyroid hormone receptor activity; peptide hormone binding; G protein-coupled peptide receptor activity
Source: RefSeq, a predicted model, not a curated record